This is a messenger RNA of Plectropomus leopardus (leopard coralgrouper), 4887 nucleotides long. It is a transcript of the gene emsy, whose product is annotated as EMSY transcriptional repressor, BRCA2 interacting. Gene Ontology annotation, biological process: regulation of DNA-templated transcription. NCBI's taxonomy places the organism in Eukaryota, Metazoa, Chordata, Actinopteri, Perciformes, Serranidae. The record is from RefSeq and is a predicted model, not a curated record. Gene Ontology annotation, cellular component: nucleoplasm.
ACAGGCCAGCCGCAGCUAGCAAACAACGUAAACACAGGAACAUCUCUGGGUGAAUCGAGUCAUUUCAGCAAUAAAGCUUUUGGUUUUUUUUGUUGCAGUUUAUUGGAGAAUAGCUACAUGAUGUGGUAGUUUAGCUAAAAGUCUUCUGAUCAGCCAUGUCUGUUUGGAUUUCGGAAUAACCAAGGCCUUGGAGUUGCCCUGCUAACGGACGCCCAUGAUUCAGCUGGAGAAACCAGUGCUGACUGGUACCAUGCCUGUGGUAUGGCCCACCAUUCUUGACCUGGGCAGGGAUGAGUGCAAAAGAAUUCUCCGUAAACUGGAGCUGGAGGCUUAUGCGGGGGUUAUCAGUGCCCUGCGAGCCCAAGGAGACCUGACAAAGGACAAGAAGGAUCUCCUUGGAGAACUCACUAAAAUCCUUGGUAUCUCAACAGAGCGCCAUCGUGCAGAAGUGCGCAGGGCUGUCAAUGAUGAACGCCUCACCACUAUUGCAUAUCACAUGUCCGGUCCUAACAGCUCAUCCGAAUGGUCCAUUGAAGGACGCCGGCUUGUCCCCUUGAUGCCGAGGCUGGUCCCUCAGACAGCCUUUACUGUAACUGCUAAUGCUGUGGCCAGUGCCACAGCCAAUCAGAACGCCUCCCUUCUGUUGCCGGCCGAAACGGGGAACAAAGAAGUGGUUGUAUGUUACUCCUACACAAGCACCACCUGCACCUCCACCAGCGCUACAGCGACCAGCGGCACCAUAGGAGCGACUGUGAAAUCACCACGACCACCAAGCCCUUCGUCCAACGUGGUGGUGCUGCCCAGCGGGAGCACGGUCUACGUAAAAAGUGUGAGCUGUUCUGACGAGGACGAAAAGCCUCGUAAGCGAAGGCGGACUAAUUCCUCUAGCUCGUCACCGGUGAUGCUGAAAGAGGUUUCCAAGGUGUCCCCACCGGUAUCCAAGAACAUUACAGUGCCAGUGAGCGGCAGCCCCAAGAUGAGCAACAUCAUGCAGAGCAUAGCCAACUCGCUGCCGCCCCAUCUGUCCCCCGUUAAGAUCACCUUCACCAAGCCCACUAUCCAAACCACCAACACCACCACACAGAAGGUGAUUAUCGUGACAACUUCUCCCAGCUCCAACUUUGUGCCCAACAUCCUGUCCAAGUCUCACGCUCACAACAACGCCGCUCUGUCCAAGCUGGUCUCCACCUCCAUACUGACCACACCCACCCAGAAACAGACAGUGGUCUUCCCUGCGAGCACCAGCCCUUCCUCCAACACCAUCGCAGUGACCACAGUGGUCUCCUCUACUCCUUCAACGGUCAUGUCCACUGUCGCAACAUGUGCAGCUUCAGCUGGAGUGAAGGUGGCUUCAGCCAGACUUCCUUCACCUAAGACCCUGGUGGGGUCACCGGCUCAGAUUCUGGCCCAGUUUCCCAAACAGCAGUCACCCAAGCAGCUGCAACAGAGCUCAUCCAUGGGAGCCUGUAGUGUGAGCCAGACCCAGACCACCAGCACCUCACCGGGCUCCAAGCCCACCAUCCAGAUCAAACAAGAGUCCGGGGUCAAGAUAAUCACUCAGCAGGUUCAGCCCAGUAAAAUCCUGCCCAAGCCCUCAUCGGUGGCUUUGUCCAGCAGCAGCUCGUCCCCCAUCAUGGUCGUCAGUAGCAACGGAGCCAUCAUGACCACCAAACUGGUCACUCAGCCCACAGCUACCCAGACCACAUAUACGAGACCCACUGUUAGCCCCAGCCUCGGCGCCAGAAUAUCAGCCUCCAGUGGUGGCACCACCUAUGUUAAGACCACCAGUGGCAGCAUCAUCACAGUGGUACCAAAGUCUCUGGCCACUCUGGGUGGGAAGAUCAUCAGCAGUAACAUUGUCUCCGGCACAACGACGAAGAUCACCACAAUCCCCAUGACCUCCAAGCCAAAUGUCAUCGUGGUUCAGAAAACCACAGGAAAAGGGGCAACAAUCCAAGGACUACCUGGCAAGAACGUGGUCACCACACUUUUAAAUGCUGGGGGCGAGAAGGCCCUGCAGGCUGUUCAGGGGACAAAGCCAGCGAUCAUCACCGCCUCCAGACCCAUUACAAAGAUGAUCGUCACCCAGCCCAAAGGCAUGAGCUCCGGAUCCCAGUCCACCGCCACCAAGAUCAUCCCAACCAAGAUCGUCUACGGCCAGCAGGGCAAGACACAGGUUCUCAUCAAGCCUAAGCCUGUCUUCCAGACAGCGGUAGUGAGCGAACAGACCAGGCAGCUGGUCACUGAGACGCUGCAGCAGGUGACCCGCUCAGUAGACAUUGGGGGCCAGGGUCAGACCUCAGGCCAGGACGGGUCCACAAAGGACGAGCCAGGGGGUAGCUUAGCUGGCGAAGCUUCCCAUGGCAGCACUCAAGAACCUCAACCUGUAGUGCAUGUGGUGUCCUCCAGAGAGCAGGAUUGGACAGAGCAGGAAAUAUCAGUGGAGUCUAGCCCCACUAUUAUUUACCAGGAGGUGUCUGGUGGGGAAUCCCAGUCUGCCACCUCAACCAUCAAAGCAUUACUGGAGCUGCAACAGACAACAGUGAAGGAGAAGGGAGAGGCCAAACCCAGACAGCACACCAUCGACCUGAGCCAGAUGGCCGUGCCCAUCCAGCUGGCCCAGGAGAAGAAGCCUAGCCCUGAGUCCCCCAGGCCCUCCACCUCAGAGGCUGAGCCCAGCACUGACUACGUCACAGCAGGUAAGGUCGGCAGCAGAGUGGGAGCACCCUCAGAAGAUGACAACGUGGUCAUGUCCUCCAGCCAGCAGCUGGGGAAGCCAUACAAAAUCAGCAGCCAGGUUACCAUGGUAGCCAAACCGGCAGCUACCGUAUCCUCUGCAGGCUCAGCAGCUACACACGUCAGCCACAUGCCCUCUGACAGCCACAAUAAAACUGAAACUGUUUUGGAGGUGGGCGAGCUGGAAGGCGACACCUUGGACCCUCAGACGGGCUUGUUUUACCGCUCCAGCCAACCAGCUACAGAUCCCAUGAAGCAAACCACCCACUCCGCAGCUGCUCAGCCGCCUCCCUCGAGCCAGGCAGAAGCCGAGCAGAGUCGGCACACCUCCGCUUCCACUCAGCCGCCACAACUGCAUAGCAAACCUCAAAUCAGCCAGCCUUCCUCAUCCUCCACUGCCUUCCCCUCCACUCUUCCUCUGACAAAGAAACUCCCAAAACUACGAGAGCAGAGUCAGCCCAAACCUCAGGCCUUAACCCAGAGCCCCAAAGACAGACCCCUGACUGUUCCAGCCCAACCUGGGGCAAAGGUCCCGACCCCGGGCACACCAACUAAGCCCCUGUUGACGCCGCAGCUCCCCAAGCUUCAGCAAGCACCCACAUCCCACCACAGACCCCUGCACACACCAAUGUCCCACCCUCCUCCACUGCAGGCGCACCACCCUGUCAGCACUGAAAAGACUGCCUCCAGCCAGCAGCCAAUUAUCACGCAGAGCGCCACUGUCACCAAAAUCACCUUUGGCAGCUCCCACCAUCCAUCGCCUGUCUUCAGCAGCGGUGAGGCCACUGCCAAACUGAUCCCUGAGUCCAGCUCGGGGCCCUCUGGAGACAAGCCCUCAGUGUCAGACAUCCUGAAGAUCUCCAUGAUGGAGGCGGAAAUCGAUCCGAGCACAGAGCCCAUGGUGGUGGAUUCCUCCAGCGACUGCGGCCCGCUGGGGAAAGCCCUGGAGGUCCAGGCCGUGUCAGGCACACUGGACUCGGGCCAGUUUAUAAGCAGCUCUGGGGCCUCCAUGCAUCACUCCCACACAAAGCCCCAGCAGUUCAGCUGCAUGCAGGGCCUCACAGCACAGAGGAGCAAAGAAGACCUAGAGGUCAUUGAGGUGAUUCCUCAGUACUCUAUCCUGCCGGACUCCAGCCAAUCCAACGUGGUGGUGGAGCCCAGCGGCUUCCUGGAGAUCACCAACUACACCAGCCAGCAGCUGGAGGAGGACAGCCCCAUGGAGCAGGAGGUGGACAGCAGCAACGACGAGGCCACAGCAGCCAGCCCCCCAGACCAACCAUAGACACUCCAUGCUAGAGAUACUGCUGGUUUGUGGCCUCAGACCCCGUGGACAAAGACUUUCUGUCAGUUUUUUUAUAGUGCAGGAGCAAAAAUGCUUUUUGUUUUUGUGUAAAAUAUUAAUUUGUUUAUAAUAAGCCUUUUUUUCUUCCCCACAACUAAUGGCACAUAUGGUUUUUAUUGCCAGAGAGGAGCGCUGGAUGUAAAAUGUGGGAGUGAGGUGAAAGGAUUAGUUUUAGUGCAGCCCCAGACACUUGGAAUGCGGCCUUUCCAAACAAACUUUGCAAGACAGUUACACAUUCAUGAAAUUGAUUAUUUGGGCAUUUUGGCUCCGUACCCUGUGCCACUGUAAGUUCAGUAACAUACAGCCUGAUCAGACCACUGCAGGCCUGCAUUUAUGUUUAAUGUCCAGAGUAUUUCAAAAGACAUGUUCUACAAUUUUUGUACAAAGCGACUCGCCUGUUGAUGGACAUCUUCUAUUGAUGACGUGAAGGUUUUACCACCAGAUGAACAGUAUGUGCAGCUUUUCAACAGAAAGAUCUCUUAAACGCUUAUGGGACUUAAGUUUUCAGAAGAGAGAACAAAGCUGGAGCAGAUUGAAAUUGCUGCGUGGAACAUAAACCAGAAAAAGAGUCCUAGAGGAAGGAUAACAUAUGUGUUACUGUUCAUUGUAACUGAUGUAAAAAGAAAAAAAAGGAUUAACAAAUGUUUUUUGUAAGAUAUAUUCUGGAGUUCAAAAAGUUGCUGUGAGAAUUUCACUAAAUAUGGAUUUGCUUCUGCAUAGUGUGUUUAAACUAUGCAUUUCUUUUAUACCUUUUCAAACUAGAUAACUAGUUGGAAAAAAACAUUACACAAUAAAUCCGCUGAGUAGAA